Molecule: messenger RNA, 1600 nt
Organism: Spodoptera litura
Lineage: Eukaryota; Metazoa; Arthropoda; Insecta; Lepidoptera; Noctuidae
Source: RefSeq, a predicted model, not a curated record
AUGGGUUUCCUUGGAUCGUGGGAACAGAAGGGAGCCGACGCAAUUUCUGAAAAACGUGACAAACGUCAUAAAAACAACAUUGUUGUGCCUGUGACGGUACGUGGGCACGCGGAGGUGCGCGUGGAGUUACAAAUGGAGCGGUGGGCGGCGCGCGGCGGCUCGGUGCGGCUCCGCUGCGUGCACGACGUGCCGCCCCAUCUCCUUGACAAAGUGGUCUUCCUCCGACACGGCACCAAAAUCUUCCAGUACAUUAGGGACCGGAAACCGCCUUAUAGAAACUUUACUACGCCCGGAGCCGUGCUCAACAUCGCCUUAGCUACGGAAAACUCUAUAAUCCUACAGAACUUGGAUUUCGCUGCGAGUGGCAGCUACUCGUGCGAGGUGUCACUCGACACUCCUAUAUUCACUAAAGCUUCCACUGAAAAACAGCUUACAGUAUUCCAUCCGCAAAAGCAUCACCCUAGGAUCGACUUCCCGACACGCUACCUCAGCUUCGGUGAAACUCUUCGAGCAAACUGCACCACUGCGCCCGCGGUACCAGCCCCACAUAUAACAUGGUUCAUCAAUGGCAGAAAGAUGGACGAGUUGGUAGCCCACUCACACAAGUUCCGCGUACCGAUGAGUGAACGCAAUGGACGCCGAGGUUUACAGCGAAGCUUCGAGUACGACACUGGCAUCAGCAGCCCUCCUCCAUUGUUAACCCUCACACACGCCUCUCACGUCGCUACGAGACCACCCGGUUGCAGCUUAAAAGAAAAUCAGAUGGCCGAAGUAAAAGAACAUGAAGAGGUAAAUGUUAUCCAUAUGAGCAGUCGUCACAAGAGUCGUAAACCCAGCAAGAGAGAUCUAUAUGUGACCGUGUCGGAGCUACAAAUAGUGGCGACUGGAAGGCUGGAAAUUACUUGCGUCAGCACGAUACCUGAGUUUAGAAGUAUCGAAGACAGGUUCGCCGACGUCAGAAACGAUACAGUUAUAGUUGACGUCAUCAAGCCUCCAAGCCUGUCUCAGCCGUCUGCCAACUUAACAACGGCUGACUCCAGUACAUCAGGAUCAUCAAAAAUUCCUCCAAAUCUAAUUCCAUCUCUAACGUGUAUUAUAAUUAUAUACUUGCUCACAAUUGCUUGAUAGAGCAAGUUGUUAAAUUUAAAUAAUGGGCUGUGAUAAAAUAUAUAAUACUUAUGUUCAUAAUACAUACCGUACUUACAUAAAUAUUAUAACGCGCGUGAGUGAAAAUGUGAAUAUGCUAAUUGUGUAGUACAGGCACAAACCAAUUGAAUUAAUUAAUUAAAUAAUAGAAGGCCAUUGACUUAGUAGGUUAAUUUAAGUGAUGUUCAUACUGCUACGAUAAGAAUUCCAUGCAAACAGGCCACUAUUUGUAUAACAUAAUAAUGGUAAAUAACGCAAUAGAAAUCGUAGCUAAAGGUACUUUAUAAACCAUGGAUAAAUUGUCCUUUGUCGAAUUUACUAAAGUCGGCAAAUAUUUAAAAGAACAGCUUUCGGAUAUAAACUUUUCAUAACCAUCAAAAUGGAUUCAGAUUUUCAUUGAUCCAUUCUAACGCUAAUACAACGAUAUGAUGAAUUAUGGAUAAUUAUAGCUCGU